CGCCAUGCGACUUCUUCGUAGAUUUCAGCGUCCGUCGUAAUCUCGUUCGUUGCAGUUUAGAUUUUGUCAUAAUCGGUCAAGCCUCGAACAAUUGUGAAUCGAAACGAAUAUAAUCAAUUCCAUUGACAAUGCCAUCGGUACGCCGAAUGAUCCUCGGACACGUUAUGUCCGGUUUAUGUACCAAAAUGAAUCGUACGAAAAAACUCCAAGGAGAUUUACUCGAAACUCCAAUGAAAAGAUGUCUUUCCACCUUCGAUAUUACGCUGCUCGGCGUUGGUCAUAUGGUUGGCGCUGGAAUCUACGUUUUAACAGGAACAGUAGCUCGCGACACGGCCGGCCCAGGCGUAGUUUUAAGCUUUUUACUCGCCGGUAUAGCUUCCUUGUUAGCAGCGUUGUGCUACGCUGAAUUUGGGGCACGAAUUCCGAAAGCUGGUAGCGCUUACGUUUACACAUACAUUUCUGUCGGCGAAUUUUGGGCUUUCGUAAUCGGAUGGAACAUUAUAUUAGAGCACAUGAUCGGCGCGGCAUCCGUGGCAAGGGCUUGGAGCGGAUAUGUCGAUUCUUUAGCAGGCGGAUCGAUCAGCAAUUACAGCCGUCGAAUAAUGCACGGAUACACCAUGGCAGAACCGCUUGGAAGUGUUCCAGAUGUUUUAGCCGCUGUAUUAUGCCUGUUUUACGCGAUGCUGCUAACAUUGGGCGUUAAGAGUUCGGCAACGGUUAAUUCCUUGCUCACUAUCGUAAAUUUAGGGGUAAUGGGAUUGGUGAUCGGAUUAGGAUUCGCCUACGCAAAACUUUCCAAUUGGGGUUGCGAGCAUGGAGGGUUCUUACCCUAUGGAUUUACCGGCGUAUUAGCAGGUGCUGCAACGUGCUUCUACGCGUACGUCGGCUUCGAUUCUAUCGCUACUUCCGGGGAAGAGGCUCGCGAUCCUGCAUACAGUAUACCUCGAGCAACGUUAUUUUCAAUGACAAUCGUCACUGUUGGAUACGUGCUGGUCGGCGCCGCUUUAACCCUGGUCAUACCGUAUUGGAAAAUCAAUCCCACUGCAGCCCUUCCCGAGGCUUUCUCGUCGAUUGGAAUACCAUGGGCGAAAUACGUGAUAAGUAUUGGGGCAUUGUGCGGAAUGACGACAACUCUGUUCGGAUCUCUGUUCUCGUUGCCGCGAAUAAUGUACGCCAUGGCGAACGACGGUCUACUGUUCGGCUUUCUCGGCCAUAUUAACAAUCGUACCCAAGUACCCGUUCUCAAUUUGGCUAUCAGCGGUUUCCUCAGUGCCUUAAUCGCCCUGCUCUUCGACCUUCAACAUUUGGUCGAGUUUAUGUCUAUCGGCACGUUUCUGGCCUACACCAUCGUCUCAGCUAGCGUGAUCAUCCUCAGAUACCGCCCUGAAAAGGUUACACCCUCCCCGUCGAACGCGGGUACACCUAGCAGUUUGACAUCGCCACCUACAGAGGGCGCCGACUCUAACAGCGAUUGCAACAGCGUCACAUCUGCCGAAUCCGAGCUCUUAGACUUGAGCGAGGGAACUGGUAAACUUAAAUCGCGAUACAUCUGGCUGGCCAACUUUUUGGGCAGUUGUAAACCGGGAGAUGUGGUCACGGGUUCCGUGAUGAUAUACACGGCGGGUUGCAUCUCCUUGUGUUUUCUGUUCAUACUGAUAUCUCAAACUUACUUUACCCCCGCAUUGUGGGACUAUUUCGUUCUGGCAAACGUCAUCCUGUUAUUGAUCGGAAGCCUUUUCGUUAUCAUCGCCCACCAACAAUCUCCUCCCACCGGUAAAUUCCGGGUCCCGAUGGUCCCGGUGAUACCAGCCCUGAGCAUCUUAUUCAACAUAGGGUUGAUGUUCCAUUUGUCGCUUUUGACCUGGCUGCGAUUCCUCGUUUGGAUGGUCGUCGGGAUGUUGAUAUACUUUCUAUACGGGAUUCACUACAGCAAAGAGGCGGCAAGUCCAAACUCUUACUCGAUCCUGAUGGCGACCUCGGAGGCGGGCAGGGGCGCGAAAUGGGGCGCCACGUUACGGGUCAAUCAAAAGAGCGAUAAAGUUCCGAUAUUAAACGAGGAAGAUUUCGUACAUUAGAGAGAAUAGAGUUUCCGGUCAGGAAAAGUCGUGUAAAGAUGUAUGCCAAUCGACGCUGAAUGUAAGUAAAUUAUAUUACGUAGAGAUAGGAAGAAUUAUUAAAAAGAAAAAAAAAAAAAAAGAAAAACUUGACCAUUGUUCUCUGUAUACGUACACGCCGAUUUGAAACAGAAAUUUAAGUAUCGAGGGAUCUUUGUACAUACCGAUAGCUAUAACGUUAUGUAAAAAAAAAAAAAAAAAAAAAAAAAUGCCAAUUCCAUUUAUUGCAUCCCAUUUUAAGAAGCUUCUUUUGUCUCUCUAAAAAAAUUAAGCGAUUCAAUUGGAAGUGGAUCUCGGAGUAGGCAAGGCUACGUACUCCUGUUGACAAUUUAAUCGUAAUAAUGAUGAAUGAUUUUUCUGAACGAGUCGUUCUACUUUAUUUGUAUAUCAGUAAUAUCAGAAGUUUUUUUUAAAAAAACUUAGUUUCAAUCUUGUAUGUAUAUUAUUAUAUCGCGCACAAGUUUGAAGUGUAUACAGUCCUUUUAUAUUUUACAGGUGUACAUUUAACAUUCUGUCUUGAUACGAUGUAGGUACGCAAAAUUGAAUUGUAUGUAUGCCGAUUGUACAUUGAAAAUGAAUUUUAUUUCUGUAUUUGUACAAAAUGCAUAAGGAACUAAAUUUAAUUAAAAUAUAUAUAUAUAUAAAAUACAAUGAUUUAGUCGAUUAUAUAUAGGGAAGAAGGUAUCGUAUUUUCAGUAAUUUAAUUUCUGAAUAUCGUAUCUGGUCAGCCUGGAAAAAUUCAGAAUAUUUGUGAAUUUGAUAUUAGGAUCAAAAAUCAAAACGUAAAAAAAAAGGAGGGGAAAAAAAUAUAUAUAUAUAUACAUAUAUAUUUUUAAAGGCCAGAUUAAAAAAAAAAGACAGAGCAUUAAAAAAAAAAAAUGUUAAUGCUCUGGUGCAAGGAUCGAAACAUGGUGCCUUGGGAACGGAUAGACUAAUUAUAUACAGUAAGAUGUACGAAUCUAAAAGCAUGACAAUAGAUUCGCCUGUUAUAUGGCGAACGAUUAAAUUUAAGAUUAAUUAUACACGGAUUUGCUAAGCACGUGGAUUGCCUGAUGGCGAUAUAUCAUCGUUACGUAUAACUGGAAAUAACAUUUUUUUUUUAUUUGGUAAACCUCUUUCAAGAUUAGAACAAGUUUCACUUUGCAAUUUUAUUACUUAACCAAUUUCGUAAUCGUGGUAAUAUUCUGAUAAAAUCAGAAUAUUAUUCUUGAGAGAUUCCUCUAGGAUUGACCGUUCCUAAUACACCAAUUUAUUACACGAUCACUCUUACGUUGUAAAAAAAGAAAAUAUAUAAUAUAAAUUUGACGUAAAAGAAACAUCGAUUAAUAUAUCGCGUCGCAUCUAAAAGUUAUCGUUUUCCAUUUUUCGAUUUAAUUAAAUAACUAACUAUAGUAUGUUAUUUUGACAGUCCUCCGCUCAGCAGAUCCAGCAAGGAUCGACUACCGUUGCAGAUAAUAUAAUCAAUGUUAUAUAAGAAAGUAUAUUGGUAUAUCUUAAAGAUUACCACGUAUCGUCAAAGCGACGUAGAUGUUAUAUAGAUGAAGAAUAACGUAGAAAACACCAUAAUUACAUCUUACGUAAGAUUUAAGGUGAUACAUUUACGAGGAGAAUGUAUCGCUUCGGACGAGUCAUGCAAAUAGGUUAUAUUAUUCUUUUCAGGACUCAUCGGUGUAACACGAUCUGUGUAGAAAACAUUACGCGAUUUUUCAUCUCAAAUAUUUCUUCUUUGCUUAUCGCAAAUUUGUACAGAUUUUUUUCCAUAUAAAUAUAAAUUCCGUCUGGAGCGAUCCAUCUUUAAAAUAGAUAAUGUAUAAAAGAGAAAAUUCAAUUGAAACGUUACGCAGAUUAUUUUUCUCGAGAUGAAGUUCUUCAAUUAUUCCUUAUCGCACAAUUGCAAGUACAAUAGCAACAUAUGCGUAAUUAUUGAAUUGUAUAUACAACAGAUUAAUUACUGUGGUAGUCACGUGAAUACGUACAAAAUUACGACAGUCAUUAGGAAGGCAUUGUAAAAAAAAAAGAAAAAAGGCACUGUACGUGAUUAUCGUGUGCAUGUAAUCGUUUAUAAAGAUGGUACCAAAAAUUAUUGUUCUGUACUAUAUACAUAAAUACAUACUGUGUCUUCUAAUAUAAAAGAUAUUUGUCAUCGAAAAAUCAUUUGUUUUUUUUAAUGGCAAUUGAAUGUUCCACAAUUACAAUUGCAUUAUUAAACGUAUCCUUUUAAAAUACACACACGAAAUGUAUGUUUAUUCUUCGAGCGAUAUAAUCUUUGACAGUAGUGACUAGAAAUAUGCGAUUUUAAAAUAUCUCAAAUUUGACAUAUCGGUGUUUGAUCGAACUUCAAAGUAAGAGUCAUUAAUAACGUAACAUGACAAAGAUUUACGAGCAAAUAUUGAUCCAUAUAAAAGAGCAAGCCUUAUACUUGAAGAUUUUAGAACGAACUCCGAAGUCAAA
Molecule: messenger RNA, 4565 nt
Organism: Apis laboriosa (Himalayan honeybee)
Lineage: Eukaryota; Metazoa; Arthropoda; Insecta; Hymenoptera; Apidae
Product: cationic amino acid transporter 4
Exons: 9
Coding region: 129-2075 (648 amino acids)
Biological process (GO): transmembrane transport; amino acid transport
Cellular component (GO): plasma membrane
Molecular function (GO): amino acid transmembrane transporter activity
Source: RefSeq, a predicted model, not a curated record